Messenger RNA from Vigna unguiculata (cowpea), 1584 nucleotides. Its product is annotated as putative polygalacturonase. The record is from RefSeq and is a predicted model, not a curated record. Lineage: Eukaryota; Viridiplantae; Streptophyta; Magnoliopsida; Fabales; Fabaceae. Gene Ontology annotation, molecular function: polygalacturonase activity. Gene Ontology annotation, biological process: carbohydrate metabolic process.
GCAUCACAUCACUCUUUGUAUGAGCAAACUGCCACAACCAUUCCUCACCUCACCAUCCCCAAACAACCAUGCUUCUCUCACCCUUCCUCACCCUCACUUUCCUUCUUUUCUUCUCUUCUUCUCUCCCUUCCAUCUUUUCAACGCCGACAUGUUCCAACCUAGUGCCGUUCAGAAAUCGCACCGACAUAAUCUCCAUAACCGACUUCGGAGGCGUUGGCGACGGCCGCACUCUGAACACGAAAGCCUUCCGCGAGGCUGUGUACCGCAUUGAGCACCUGAGAAGGCCCGGCGGCACGGUGCUGGUCGUGCCUCGAGGUGUGUACUUGACGGAGAGCUUCAACCUCACUAGCCACAUGACGCUUUUUCUCGCCGCCGGUGCCGUUAUCAAAGCCACACAGGAGACGGGGCGUUGGCCUUUAAUUGCACCCUUACCAUCUUAUGGAAGAGGGAGGGAGCUCCCUGGAGCAAGGUAUAUCAGUUUUCUCCAUGGAGAUGGACUUACUGAUGUGGUGAUCACAGGUGAGAAUGGGACAAUUGAUGGGCAAGGAGAUGUGUGGUGGAACAUGUGGAGGAAGAGAACACUUAAAUAUACAAGACCAAACCUUGUUGAAUUUGUAAAUUCUCAAGAUAUUCUUAUCUCAAAUGUGAUUUUCAAGAAUUCUCCCUUCUGGAAUAUACAUCCAGUUUAUUGCAACAAUGUUGUGGUUCGAUAUGUCACAAUCUUGGCUCCUCCUGACUCUCCUAACACUGAUGGAAUUGAUCCAGAUUCAAGUUCAAAUGUCUGCAUAGAGGACUCAUACAUAUCCACAGGAGAUGAUCUUGUGGCAGUGAAGAGUGGAUGGGAUGAGUACGGCAUUGCCUAUGGUCGCCCUAGCUCCGGCAUCACCAUCCGGCGGCUGACCGGAUCGUCGCCAUUCGCCGGCAUUGCAAUUGGCAGUGAAACCUCUGGUGGGGUGGAGAAUGUGCUAGCUGAACGCAUCAACCUCUUCAACAUGGGAGUAGGUAUCCACAUCAAGACCAACAAAGGCAGGGGAGGGUUUAUCAAGAACAUCACAGUGGCUCAUGUGUAUGUUGAGAAUGCAAGGCAAGGAAUUAAGAUCUCAGGUGAGGUAGGAGGGCAUCCAGAUGACAAGUAUAAUCCUAAUGCACUCCCUUUUGUGAAAGGCAUCACAAUAAGGAAUGUUUGGGGAGUGAAGGUUAAGCAAGCAGGUCUGAUAAAUGGACUCAAAAAUUCCCCUUUCACUGAUGUUUGUUUGUCUGUUAUCAACUUCCAUGGUAUGAAAAGAGCUCCUGAUUGGAAGUGUUCUGAUGUGAAUGGAUCUGCUUAUCAGGUAAACCCUUGGCCAUGUUCUCAGCUGAGCAACCAAGAACAUGGGUCAUGUGCCAUUUAGAGAUUUUCAACCCCUUAUAGUUUUGUAAUAAUUGAGUGUUUCUUUCAUUGAUUUCUUUUACCUAAUGAUCCUGUUGAAUCAUCAUGUUUCCAACUAACUGUAUGAUACAUCACAUGAAAGAAUAAUCCCUACCUAGUUUACUAUUGAUAAUAUUUACCCAAAUUCCAUUAUGAGAAUUUGACUUCUGGGUAUC